This is a messenger RNA of Malania oleifera, 1227 nucleotides long. RefSeq lists its product as uncharacterized. The transcript is spliced from 3 exons. NCBI's taxonomy places the organism in Eukaryota, Viridiplantae, Streptophyta, Magnoliopsida, Santalales, Ximeniaceae. The record is from RefSeq and is a predicted model, not a curated record. Bases 602 to 1021 code for a protein of 139 amino acids.
CUGGACGCCUAUCGCUCACAGCUCCAACUGCUCGCCUCACUGAGAGCCACCAGCAUUGGAAAGUGCUUCAGACAUGAAAAUACACAUGCGAUGCCUAGUCCCAGACCAUGCUCUGCUUUACAACGGCGAAGAGGCUUCACAGCACACACGCCCAUAUGCUGGAACAGUAAUCAUUAAUAAAUGCCCAUAAAUUUCCACAACCCACAUGUUCUGACCCGCCAUUUCCCAACCUCACACUUCUCCCACCAACCAAUUAUUGACAGAUGGCGCGGACCCCUCGCCUCAAUGAUUCAAAUUUGGCGGAAGAUUAACGGAUAAACUGCUGUUUAUACACGUCCCUCGCUGCUUGUAAUUGUCAGUUGUUGAACAAAUAUGUGCAAGACAAGAAACCACCAAGGGUGAUUUAAAGGCUGAACUCCCCCGAAGGGACCCAUCUGCAGAUCCAGCUCAUUUAAUUUCUUAGUCAUGUUUAAGGAAGGUAGGAAAUCUGUGAGACUCCUGCCGCAGACCCUUUGGUCUUUCCCAAACAAGUCGGCCUUCUUUGGAUUUUUCUGCGGUCGACGUAUUCCUUUUCUUGCUGCUGGAGGAGACCCUGGACGCCAUGGUUACCGAAGAGGAUGGUGAGAUGCCUAACGGAUGGCCACUUGGGCUAGGAAUUAUGAACACAAGACUUCGAGUGGCAGAGGGUUUACGAGCCACAGCAGCAGAAUCACAUUCUUUGCACUUGCCCUCUACUAGUUUCUCUUCAUUCUCAUCCUCAAACCUUGACACUGAGUCCACAGCUUCUUUCUUCCAAGACCAUAGCGUGUCACUGGGCCGACUAAUUGGAAUUAGACCAGUGGAUGGAGGAAGCAAGUACUUCCCGAGUUCGAUUGAAGAACAUAAAAGGAUAUCUGUAACAGAUGCACAUUCAGAUGUAUCUGGAGGACACAGUGUGGAUGUUUCUCAGGGAAUUUGCAUUCCAUUGUUACUUGGCAUUCUAGUAAAGAUGACCCGAAGUAAAAGCAGUUCAAAGAGAUGAAUUCUUUUUGGGGAGGUCGAUUCUGAAACUGUGGCCUGUGGGAAACAAACUCUUCAUCAUGAUCUGUAUGAGUUCUUUCCUUUUUUUUUAUCCCUUCUUUCUUUCUUUCUUAAUAAUUUCAGAUGAUUGAUUCAUGCUCUUUACUUUAAAGCUUCUGUAUUCAGACUAUAAUUCCAAAUUUAAACAGCAAGUCCAAAUUCUAUAUU